Molecule: messenger RNA, 469 nt
Organism: Raphanus sativus (radish)
Lineage: Eukaryota; Viridiplantae; Streptophyta; Magnoliopsida; Brassicales; Brassicaceae
Exons: 1
Coding region: 76-219 (47 amino acids)
Source: RefSeq, a predicted model, not a curated record
UCAUGAGCUCUCUAUCUGCAACCAAUAGUAAAGAUUUACAAGUAAACCAGAAACACACAAAACCCUUAUUUAAAAAUGGCAGUGAUGAGUCACGACAAAGCAGCAGGCAGGCUAUACGAGUCAGCUAACACUCGGCCAAUUCCUUACUCACAAAUUGUUGGCCAAGAGAACGGAGGAGACGAUGACGAUGACGACAGUGACGUGGCUCCAGCGGCUUAAUCAUGCGUAUUUAUAAACAUAAAUAACUAUCAGUUAAGUAAGUAGUAAUUGUGCUUCUUAUCUUAGAACCACACACACAGAUCAUGCCUGUAUUUAUCCAUGUCGCAAGCAGGCUUUAGUAUUUAUUACAUAAACAACAUUUUUGACUUUGGAGUGUUGAGAGACUUAGCUAGAUUUAAGUAAUAAUAUUAUGUAUCGGGUGUCUAUUACUUACGAAUCAUGAAGUGAUAAUAUUACAUUGUAUACACAA